AUGGCAGACGCUGCUCGAAAGCGACUGGCAAAAGAGGUGAAGCAGUUGAAGAAAAAACCACUUGACUUGAUCUGGACUGAACCAGAUCCAGCGAACAUCCAAGAGUGGCACUAUUGCUUCGAGGGACCGAAAGAUACUCCGUACGAAGGCGGCUUCUAUCAUGGUGUUUUGAAGUUCCCCAACGAGUACCCUUUCAAGCCGCCUGCAAUCUAUAUGUACACGCCAAAUGGACGAUACAAGCAAAACACUCGAAUUUGCACUUCGUUCUCCGACUUCCAUCCCGAGUCCUGGCAAUCGACGCAAACCAUUUCAACAGUGCUAGUUGGACUCCUCUCUUUCAUGACUGAGGAAUGCCCCAACGCCAUCGGGGGCAUGCAAGAAUCCAAAAGUGAACGAAAGAAGAUGGCCAGGGAAUCUGGUGCCUUCAACAAACGGAACGAAAAGUUCUGCAAGCUCUUCCCCUAUCUUCUAGAACGAAUGUAA
Oikopleura dioica is the source of this 483-nucleotide messenger RNA. Lineage: Eukaryota; Metazoa; Chordata; Appendicularia; Copelata; Oikopleuridae. The record is from the annotation of a GenBank genome assembly.